Molecule: messenger RNA, 3384 nt
Organism: Ochotona princeps (American pika)
Lineage: Eukaryota; Metazoa; Chordata; Mammalia; Lagomorpha; Ochotonidae
Gene: EPHA3
Product: EPH receptor A3
Exons: 17
Coding region: 130-3084 (984 amino acids)
Biological process (GO): cell surface receptor protein tyrosine kinase signaling pathway; protein phosphorylation; axon guidance
Cellular component (GO): neuron projection; plasma membrane
Molecular function (GO): ATP binding; transmembrane-ephrin receptor activity; protein binding
Source: RefSeq, a predicted model, not a curated record
CAGUGUCAAACUUGACAUCAGCCUGCGAGCGGAGCAUGGUAACUUCUCCAGCAAUCAGAGCGCUCCCCCUCACAUCAGUGGCAUGCUUCCUGGAGAUAUGCUCCUCUCACUGCCCUCUGCACCAGCAACAUGGAUUGUCACCUCUCCAUCCUGCUCUUGCUCGGCUGCUCACUUCUCCGCGCCUUCGGGGAACUGACCGCACAGCCUUCCAACCAAGUCAAUCUACUGGAUUCCAAAACAAUUCAAGGAGAGCUGGGUUGGAUCUCUUAUCCAUCACAUGGGUGGGAAGAAAUAAGUGGAGUCGAUGAACAUUACACACCCAUCCGGACUUAUCAGGUGUGCAAUGUCAUGGAUCAUAGUCAAAAUAACUGGCUGAGGACAAACUGGGUCCCCAGGAACUCAGCUCAGAAAAUAUAUGUGGAGCUCAAAUUCACACUUCGGGACUGCAAUAGCAUUCCGCUGGUCUUGGGAACUUGCAAGGAGACUUUCAACUUGUACUACAUGGAAUCUGAUGAUGAUCAUGGGGUCAAGUUCAGAGAGCAUCAGUUUACAAAGAUUGACACUAUUGCAGCUGAUGAAAGUUUCACUCAAAUGGACCUUGGGGACCGCAUCCUCAAGCUCAAUACAGAGAUUAGAGAAGUGGGUCCAGUCAACAAAAAGGGAUUUUACUUGGCUUUUCAAGAUGUCGGUGCUUGUGUUGCCUUGGUGUCCGUGAGAGUGUACUUCAAAAAGUGCCCAUUUACCGUGAAGAACCUGGCCAUGUUUCCAGACACAGUCCCCAUGGACUCCCAGUCCCUGGUAGAGGUGAGGGGUUCUUGUGUCAACAAUUCCAAGGAGGAAGAUCCUCCCAGGAUGUACUGCAGUACAGAAGGGGAAUGGCUUGUGCCCAUCGGCAAGUGCUCCUGCAAUGCUGGCUAUGAAGAAAGAGGCUUCAGCUGCCAAGCAUGUCGACCAGGCUUCUACAAGGCUGUGGAUGGAAACUUGAAGUGUGCCAAGUGCCCACCUCAUAGUUCUACUCAUCAAGAUGGUUCAAUGAACUGCAGGUGUGAGAAUAAUUACUUCCGAGCAGACAAAGACCCUCCAUCCAUGGCUUGUACCCGACCUCCAUCUGCACCAAGAAAUGUUAUCUCUAAUAUUAAUGAGACCUCGGUUAUCCUGGACUGGAGUUGGCCCCUGGACACAGGAGGCCGGAAAGAUAUUACCUUCAACAUCAUAUGCAAAAAGUGUGGGUGGAAUGUAAAGCAGUGUGAACCAUGCAGCCCAAGUGUCCGCUUCCUCCCUCGACAGUUCGGCCUUACAAACACCACUGUGACAGUGACCGACCUCCUGGCACACACUAACUACACCUUUGAGAUUGAUGCCAUAAACGGUGUGUCAGAGCUGAGCUCUCCACCUAGACAGUUUGCUGCGGUGAGCAUCACAACUAAUCAGGCUGCACCAUCUCCUGUCAUGACAAUUAGGAAAGAUCGGACAUCCAGAAAUAGCAUCUCUUUAUCCUGGCAAGAACCUGAACAUCCUAACGGGAUCAUAUUGGACUACGAGGUCAAAUAUUAUGAAAAGCAGGAACAAGAGACAAGUUAUACCAUUUUGAGGGCAAGAGGCACGAACGUUACCAUCAGUAGCCUCAAGCCUGAUACUACUUAUGUCUUUCAAAUCCGAGCCAGAACAGCAGCAGGAUAUGGGACCAACAGCCGCAAGUUCGAGUUUGAAACUAGUCCAGACUCUUUUUCCAUCUCGGGUGAAAACAGCCAAGUGGUGAUGAUUGCCAUUUCAACAGCCGUAGCAAUUAUUCUCCUCACUGUUGUCAUCUAUGUUCUGGUUGGGAGGUUUUGUGGCUACAACAAGUCAAAACAUGGCACAGAGGAGAAGAGGCUUCACUUUGGGAAUGGGCAUUUAAAACUUCCAGGUCUCAGAACUUAUGUGGAUCCACAUACUUAUGAAGACCCUACCCAAGCUGUGCAUGAGUUUGCUAAGGAGUUGGAUGCCACCUGCAUAUCCAUUGACAAAGUUGUUGGAGCAGGGGAAUUUGGAGAGGUGUGCAGUGGUCGGUUAAAACUUCCUUCAAAAAAGGAAAUUUCAGUGGCCAUCAAGACGCUAAAAGUGGGUUACACAGAAAAGCAGAGAAGAGACUUCUUAGGAGAAGCAAGCAUAAUGGGACAGUUUGACCAUCCCAAUAUCAUUCGACUGGAAGGAGUUGUCACUAAGAGCAAACCAGUUAUGAUUGUCACAGAAUACAUGGAGAAUGGCUCCUUGGACAGUUUCUUACGCAAACACGAUGCCCAGUUUACAGUCAUCCAGCUGGUGGGGAUGCUGCGAGGGAUAGCAUCCGGCAUGAAGUACCUCUCAGACAUGGGUUAUGUUCACCGGGAUCUCGCUGCUCGGAACAUCUUGAUCAACAGUAACCUGGUGUGCAAGGUUUCUGAUUUUGGCCUUUCACGUGUUCUGGAGGAUGACCCAGAGGCUGCGUACACAACAAGGGGAGGCAAGAUUCCAAUCCGAUGGACCUCACCAGAAGCUAUUGCCUACCGCAAAUUCACAUCAGCCAGUGAUGUGUGGAGUUAUGGGAUUGUUCUCUGGGAGGUGAUGUCUUAUGGAGAGAGACCAUACUGGGAAAUGUCCAAUCAGGAUGUAAUUAAAGCAGUGGAUGAGGGCUAUCGCCUGCCACCUCCCAUGGACUGCCCAGCUGCCUUGUAUCAGCUGAUGUUGGACUGCUGGCAGAAAGACAGAAACAACAGACCCAAGUUUGAGCAGAUUGUUAGCAUCCUGGACAAGCUCAUCCGGAAUCCCAGCAGCCUGAAGAUCAUCACCAGUGCCGCUGCAAGGCCAUCCAACCUGCUUCUCGACCAAAGCAAUGUUGACAUCAAUACUUUCCGCACAACAGGUGACUGGCUUAACGGUGUUCGGACAGCACACUGCAAAGAGAUCUUCACAGGCGUGGAAUACAGCUCUUGUGACACCAUAGCCAAAAUUUCCACAGAUGACAUGAAAAAGGUUGGUGUUACCGUGGUUGGGCCACAGAAGAAGAUCAUCAGUAGCAUUAAAACUCUAGAAACACAAUCGAAGAAUAGUCCAGUUCCGGUGUAAAGUGUCCGUUCUGAAAAGAAGUGAUGGCUGAGGUUCAUGGUGCAUUCCACCUCAGAACAAAACUGCUAGUUCAGGAGAUACUUGUGGAAAUUCCAAGUUCAAUGAGACACUCAGAUAUGAGUACAAAUGCCUUAAAAUGAAACUGAAGAACUCUUUAUUUUCCCCUAUCAUUUACGGUAUGGGUGGGUGGUGGUAAUUUGUUUUGUAAAUUCUUUUUAAUAUCUGAUGUGCUAAAUUAAAAUUCUUCAGCUCAAGAUGAUGAAGAAGUAGCAUAGAGCCAUUGAUGCAAACCAUCAUAGA